Messenger RNA from Trematomus bernacchii (emerald rockcod), 2247 nucleotides. Its product is annotated as ubiquitin carboxyl-terminal hydrolase 22. Gene Ontology annotation, molecular function: cysteine-type deubiquitinase activity; zinc ion binding. The transcript is spliced from 14 exons. Gene Ontology annotation, biological process: protein deubiquitination. The record is from RefSeq and is a predicted model, not a curated record. The coding region runs from base 361 to 1929 and encodes 522 amino acids. Lineage: Eukaryota; Metazoa; Chordata; Actinopteri; Perciformes; Nototheniidae.
GGGCGGGCAUUGUGAAGCUGUAGUUGAGUGUUAGCAGGCUAACUAGAGAAAGAAAGCUAACUAAUCGGAGUGGAACUGGAGCUAACGCUAAAGGAAAAGACAACUGUCAAAACAGCCAGAGGAGCAGAAAUCUUAGAGAAGUGAUAAUUCCGUUAGGUGACUACAUGAUGUGUAGCUAGUUAAUCAAAGACCGUGUUUGUCAGAUGCCCGAGGAGUAUUUUGGAUACUACAUCGAUUGUCCCAUUUCCAAACGGAAACCAUUUCUGGACAUACAGUUCGUGCUAGGUAGCUAGCUAAGUGAAUCAUCCAGGAGACUUUUCAUUGUCACCUAAAAAACCCAAACUGAAUGUUUUGUCUGUCAUGAGUCCGGCCGGGUGCUCCCAUGUGAACGGUUAUAAGGUGGAUAAUUGGAAACAAAAUCUUCGAGUCAUAUACCAAUGCUUUGUUUGGAGUGGUACUGCUGAAGCCAGGAGACGCAAGGUGCUUCAGAGUGAUGCAGGAUGGACAGAGCUGGCCAAGUCGUGCAUCUGUCACAUGUGUGGUGCCCACCUGAACCGACUCCACUCUUGUCUCUACUGCGUUUUUUUCGGCUGUUUUACGAAGAAACACAUCCACGAGCACGCGAAAAACAAGAGACACAAUCUAGCGAUAGACUUAUUAUACGGUGGAAUAUAUUGUUUUGUGUGUCAAGACUACAUAUACGACAAAGACAUGGAGCAGAUUGCCAAAGAGGAACAGAGGAAAGCCUGGAAAUUGCAAGGCAUAGGGGAGAAAUACACAACAUGGGAGCCGACCAAGAGGGAGCUAGAAUUGUUACGACACAAUCCAAAGCGGAGGAAAAUCACUACAAACUGUACCAUAGGUUUACGAGGAUUAAUAAACCUGGGCAACACGUGUUUCAUGAACUGCAUUGUUCAGGCUCUCACACACACGCCGCUGCUGCGAGACUUCUUUCUCUCCGACAGACACAAGUGCGAGAUGCAAUCAAACUCCUGUCUGGUGUGUGAGAUGUCGCAGCUCUUUCAAGAGUUCUACUCGGGCCACCGUUCACCCCACAUUCCCUUCCGGCUGCUGCACCUGGUGUGGACUCAUGCACGUCACCUUGCAGGAUACGAGCAACAAGACGCCCACGAGUUCCUCAUCGCAGCUCUGGAUGUUCUACACCGGCACUGCAAAGGGGACACCAUCAGAGAUGACAAUGGGAAGAAGGCCAACAAUCCAAACCACUGUAACUGCAUCAUUGACCAAAUCUUCACUGGGGGCUUGCAAUCAGAUGUUACCUGUCAAGUGUGCCAUGGGGUUUCCACGACGAUAGAUCCAUUCUGGGACAUCAGCCUGGACCUUCCUGGCUCUUCCACACCUUUCUGGCCCCUCAGCCCUGGAGGGGAUGGCGGCACAGUGAAUGGAGAGAGCCACCUGUCAGGGGCCACCACCCUCACAGACUGCCUGCGCAGGUUUACGCGGCCCGAGCAUCUAGGAAGCAGUGCCAAAAUCAAGUGCGGCGGUUGCCAUAGUUACCAGGAGUCCACCAAACAGCUGACAAUGAAGAAGCUCCCCAUCGUAGCGUGUUUCCAUCUCAAACGGUUUGAGCACUCUGCCAAACUGCGGAGGAAGAUCACUACAUACGUUUCCUUCCCCCUAGAGUUGGACAUGACGCCCUUCAUGGCAUCCAGUAAAGAGAGCAGGAUGAACGGGCAGUAUCAACAGACGGUUGAUGUGUUAAACAACGACAAUAAGUAUUCCUUGUUUGCGGUGGUCAACCACCAAGGCACAUUAGAGAGUGGCCACUACACCAGCUUCAUCCGCCAGCACAAAGACCAGUGGUUCAAAUGUGAUGACGCCAUAAUCACCAAGGCCAGCAUUAAGGAUGUACUCGAUAGUGAAGGGUACCUCUUAUUCUACCAUAAACAGUUCCUUGAGUACGAGUAGUCUUUGUGAGGACUUACCACGAAGAACCACUGCUUCUAACGAGAGAGUCAAGGGCCUGGGGACAGGAUGAAACACAAACACACAAACCUACCUGAAACUCUUUGACUACCAGUCUACUACAGAGUCCAGGGCAACACAUAAAAAGACGUGUGAAAUCAUGCAACCUUUCAAAAGAAUACAACAAAAAAAACAAGCACUGACCUACUUCUUGGCAUCUACUUGACAAAACUGAAUGAAGAGGAGAGAUGGAGGAGGAGGAGGAAGAGUCGGGCGUCGUCAGUUCCAGGCUUGGGCAGAGGGAAGAGGCCCCCCCCCCAC